CGCGACCGGAAGCGGAAGUGAGUGCGCUGGUAAUCAUGGUGCCGCUGGGGUGGGGAAGGAGGUGCCGCCGCUGCCGGGAGCUCGAUGGGUUGUUACGGUCCCGCUUCAGGAUACCGCAGUGAGCGGCGGUGAGCCAUGGGGGAAAACAGUCCCGAAGGCAACGUUAUCUACUAUGAAGUGGACGAUGACGAAUUAACCCAAGAUGACAAUAUGAUGAGGUUUGCUGAUAAAAACGGACUGGUUUCUUCAUCGUCCGGGACGGUCUAUGAUAGGACAACUGUUCUCAUAGAGCAAGACAGCGUGCUGGAAGAUGAUGAGGAUGAAGGACAAUGUGGUGAUCACUUGCCUUUUUUACCGGAGGGUCAUGAAGAAGGAUUUCAUUUAAUAGCAGAUCAUGAAGGAAUGUCCCAGGGUUACGUGCAACAUAUUAUUUCUCCAGAUCAGAUUCACCUAACAAUAAAUCCUGGUUCAACUCCUAUGCCAAGAAACAUUGAAGGCGCAACACUCACUCUGCAGUCUGAAUGCCCAGAAACCAAGCUUAAAGAAGUUAAGAGAUACCAGUGCACUUUUGAGGGCUGUCCACGAACCUAUAGCACUGCUGGAAACCUGCGCACUCACCAAAAGACACAUCGUGGGGAAUACACUUUUGUCUGCAAUCAAGAAGGCUGUGGCAAAGCCUUUCUUACCUCUUACAGCCUCAAAAUCCACGUUCGAGUGCACACAAAGGAGAAGCCGUUUGAAUGUGAUGUGCAGGGCUGUGAAAAGGCAUUCAAUACACUGUACAGGUUGAAAGCACAUCAGAGACUUCACACAGGGAAAACAUUUAACUGUGAAUCAGAAGGCUGCAGUAAAUACUUCACAACACACAGUGACCUGAGGAAGCACAUUCGAACACACACAGGAGAAAAGCCAUUUCGGUGUGAACAUGACGGCUGUGGAAAGGCUUUUGCUGCAAGCCACCACCUCAAAACACAUGUUAGGACACAUACUGGGGAGAAGCCCUUCUUCUGUCCCAGCAAUGGCUGUGAGAAGACUUUUAGUACACAGUAUAGUCUCAAGAGUCACAUGAAAGGCCAUGAGAAAGGACAUACCUACAAUGCACUUCCCAAUAACAACGUGUCUGAGGAUACAAGCCACUCGCUUUGUCUGAGUGACUUAAGCCUCAUAUCAACAGAUUCAGAGCUGCGGGAGAACUCGAAUCUAACACACGGACAAGAUCUUAGCACAAUCUCACCAGCAAGCAUCUUUGAGUCUAUGUUUCAGAGCACAGAUCACACCACAAAUCAGGAAGACUCCAAGCAGACAGCUGCCUUGAUUGAAGCUUUUAAUGGUCAUGCAGACUCAGUCACUGCUGUUCCGCCUUCUGCAGGAGAUUCAGCAUCGUUGUCACUUCCACUUGUACUGCAGCUUGGCAUCUCUGAGCCUUCACAUUCAGCACUACAAGCCUCAGCAGCACCUGCUGCUCCCUCCUCCAUAGGAACCAGCUCACAGCAAGCUGCAUUUGGAAAUCCUGCAACUGUUUUACAAUCCCCAGAAGUGCCUGUACCUCACAGCACACAGUUUGCAGCCAGUCACCAAGACUUCCUGCAGCACACUCAGACACCACCGCAGCCCAUUGUACAAGGACUUUCAGUGGUUGCUGGGGCACCUGCCCCAACAGCAUCAAGUGCCACUGAGCCCCUGCCAGCUGUAGUUCAGACUGUGCCUGUUGGUGCGAACUCUGUUCUGACCAGCAAUCCAACCAUAACAAUUACUCCUUCUCAGAGCGCCGCUAUUCUGCAGUCCAGCAUCGUCAUGGGAGAUCAAAACUUGCAAUGGAUAUUAAAUGGUGCCACUGGUUCUCCACAAAGCCAAGAACAAAUGCCACAAGUUCCAAAAGUAGUAGAAAAGGUCUUUUUUACCACUGCAUUACCAGUAGCUGGCAACACAGGAAACCCUGUUCAGCAGAUCGGCCUCAGCGUUCCUGUCAUUAUUAUAAAGCAGGAGGAAGCCUGCCAGUGUCAGUGUGCCUGCCGAGACUCUGCCAAGGACAAAGUCACCAUUAAGAAGGAGAAUUCCUCACCUGAAUCGAAAGCUUCGGAGCAGCCAGCUCCCCAGCUGCAGCCUCAGACCUUUCCUUCCUCUUCCUCUUCCCCUUCUCCCUCACGUGGGCAGAGCAGUCAAAUAGUUAACCCUUCAGACUUACAGACUGAAACAUUAAGUGCCAUGGAUGUAUCGGACUUCCUGUCCCUCCAAAGUCCUGAAACCCCAUCUAAUAUAAUUCCAAUCGAAGCACUACUGCAGGGUGAGGAAGAAAUUGGUCUGAAUAGCAACUUCUCUAAAUGAAGAUGUUCUGGAUUUUCUUUUGCACCUGGAGGGUAAAACCUUCCUCUUAGAAGCAGAAACUGAAGGAUCGAUUCUUUUUUUUUUUCCUUCCUCUUUGGAAGUUUUGUGGCUUAUUUCUGCUUCCCAGAUGUCAUCUUAGUCACGUCCCAGGUACAUCCAUCUUUAAGAAUCUAUCUAAAAAUAGAAAAGGCAAAAAAAAAAAAAAAAAAAAAAGCUAAGUUAUAUAUGAACUGUUUCGGCUGCACUGUCUGUCACUUUUGCUUGUCAUAUGUGAACACGGAAGUUAAGGUUACUCGUGUGCAAAAAGAUUUUUAGAAGAAAAAGGGGGGUUGGUUUGUCUCCAAUUGCACAUCACUUACAUUUGGGUUUAAGGUACUGGCAGCGAGUGAGUCUUUGUUACAACUCCUUGGGUCUAUGAUUUUUCUUUUGUCUCUUGUGUCUGAUACUAACCAUGCACUAUAAGGGGAGCCCAGGACAGGAAUUUGCUGUAGCAGAAAAUGGUUUUGUUGUAGUAGAAGGUGAUUUAUCUGCGACUUCAUUGGAAUGCGAUUGUCACGUCACUGAGCUGGGAGUUGAUGCCUGGGUUUGCAUUGUACUGUGGCUGUUACUGAAGCCUACAGAAAUGUUUGGGGAGCUUAUUGCAGGAGAGCACGAGGUACUUGUGCUCCUUAUAGAUUGCUUCAUUUAAUUAACUAGGACUUAAGGUGUGGUGGCAGAUGUAUGGAAGCACUAUGGGAGCCCCUGCUCGCUCAGACUGGAGAGUCUGUUUGCCUGUCUUUGAAGGAUGCAGUGAGUUCCAGGUGUUGUCAGAUUGGUGCCUGCUGCUCUUUUGAUUCGUUUGGCUCUCUUCAGAAACGAGUCACCCUCUUAAACAAGCCCUCCAAUCGAUUGAUCAGGAGCGUGGUGCCUUUGCUGAUUGCUCUCAUCUUUUGUCAAGAAGAACUCUAGGAAAACUUUCAGAAUGAUGUGAUGGAACUUCCGUUUGGGUUCAGUGAGUUUCUCCUUCAGCUGCCCAGAAAUGCUUCCUCUUUUCUGUUAAGCUAUAUAGUUUCUGCCUGAAUCUGCCUCCAACCUAAUGCAAUGCCAGCUUUUUGUGCACGGGGCUAUUUCUUGACUAAAAAAUGUUACACGACGUAGUAGUUUUUCAUAUCAAACUAUAUUCUAACCUACUCAGGGUAAAUAAAACACAAACCCCCCCUUCCACCAAAAAGCCUGUAAUGUUGCAAUAAAUGCAGUCUCAUUCUAAA
Messenger RNA from Lagopus leucura (white-tailed ptarmigan), 3572 nucleotides. It is a transcript of the gene MTF1, whose product is annotated as metal regulatory transcription factor 1. The transcript is spliced from 11 exons. The coding region runs from base 136 to 2325 and encodes 729 amino acids. Lineage: Eukaryota; Metazoa; Chordata; Aves; Galliformes; Phasianidae. The record is from RefSeq and is a predicted model, not a curated record. Gene Ontology annotation, molecular function: RNA polymerase II cis-regulatory region sequence-specific DNA binding; DNA-binding transcription activator activity, RNA polymerase II-specific. Gene Ontology annotation, biological process: central nervous system development; positive regulation of transcription by RNA polymerase II. Gene Ontology annotation, cellular component: nucleus.